Molecule: messenger RNA, 978 nt
Organism: Apiotrichum porosum
Lineage: Eukaryota; Fungi; Basidiomycota; Tremellomycetes; Trichosporonales; Trichosporonaceae
Exons: 5
Coding region: 1-978 (325 amino acids)
Biological process (GO): DNA repair
Molecular function (GO): double-stranded DNA binding; ATP-dependent polydeoxyribonucleotide 5'-hydroxyl-kinase activity; polynucleotide 3'-phosphatase activity
Source: RefSeq, a predicted model, not a curated record
AUGGCCACACCGCCAUCGCGCCCGUCAAGCGCACUCGAAGCUCGUGCGGCAGCGACGACAACACCGGACGCCGCGUCUACGGGGCAGCUAACCAUCGAGCCGCAAACUCUGCUCAUUCUGGUCGGUCUACCGGGCGCGGGCAAGACGACGUUUGCAACUGCAUUAUGUGCUCUCCCUCCACGUCUUGGGAAGAGGACAUGGAGCCGUGCGAGCCAGGACGACUCGCCCAGCAAGCGGCGCGCGGAGGCCGAGGCGGCAGCAAGGGCUGGCUUGCGCCGAGGAGACAAUGUGGUCGUGGACAGAGUUGAUUUUGACCCAGACAGACAACGAGCCCACUUUAUCACCCUCGCCCGUGACGCCAACGUCCGCGUCUUCUGUCUUGUCCUCUCCCCUCCCCUUGCGACACUGCGUCAACGUCUGUCAACAAGAACUGGUCACCCGACGCUCCCCGACGCGCAGACGGCGCUUGGCGUGCUCGACCGCAUGCGCUCACAGUUUGUGCCCCCAUCGCGCGGUGAGGGUAUCGACCGCACUCUGACCAUCACGGCUUGGGACGAAGGUGUCGAGGCCGUGCUCGCCCGACUUGAGGAUGGCGUCGCCGACAAGGACCUGCCGCCCGCGGCACGGAACACUGCCAGUGGAACUCGGGACGGGGGUAUUACCGUGGUGGGAGGGGCAAUGGCCAGAGGGGAUACUACCGAGGAGGGUAUGCGCCGCGAGCCGGGUAUCCAACACCUCGAGGCGGGUACGCUGGCAGCGGCGGCUACAGAGGUGGUGAUGGCCACCACGCCAGGGGGUAUGAGUUCAAUGGAAAUGCCCCCAACACUGUGUAUGCCAACGGCAACACCUAUGACGCGGAGGCACACGAGCACUGCGCCAACUGGUGGGUGGGCUGGAGUUCUGAUGGAGGCGCAACCAGUCGGAUACAAUGUCGACAUCAACGUGUCGCGACGCGUCCCACCCACUUGUGCUACAUGA